Molecule: messenger RNA, 1988 nt
Organism: Impatiens glandulifera
Lineage: Eukaryota; Viridiplantae; Streptophyta; Magnoliopsida; Ericales; Balsaminaceae
Product: receptor homology region, transmembrane domain- and RING domain-containing protein 2-like
Exons: 4
Coding region: 370-1770 (466 amino acids)
Source: RefSeq, a predicted model, not a curated record
AUAAUAAUAAUAAUGGAUCUUAUUUUGAAUAUCUUCUCUUUCUUCUUCUUCUUCUACUCCUUAAUCAAUUAAUCAAUCAAUCCAUCAUAUCAUUUUCUCUGCAUUCGCAUGCAAAUUGAUCUCAUCCUUGGAUUGUAUCAUUCAGAUCUCCAGAGAAAAUAGCCCUAAAUUUGAUCCAAUUUCGGCUGAGAAGAAGAACGAGAUACGCACAAAGUGAAAGAGACAUAGCUGACAGGAUACAGAAGCUGGGAGAUGGAAGCUGAUGUUCUCUUAUAAAGCUCUAAACUCCAUAUACCUAUACGAUUCACAUUUACCUUAGGUUUUCCAAGGCGUGUUUCCGAUUCUAGAUUGUUUGAUUUCAAUCGUGUGAUGUCGAAGGUGAAGAUGUUGAUGCUUGUUUUGUGUUUUGUCACUCUAAUGUCUGGAAUAGCUGUUGCUAACGUUGUUAUUAUCGGUAAUAACGUGACUCGAUCAUUUGACGACUUCGAAGCUAACUUCGCUCCAUCUGUGAAGGGCUCGGGUGAACCAGGCAUGCUGUACCUGGCAGAGCCUUUGGAUGCAUGUUCUACGUUGACUAACAAAGUUAAUAGGACUGGGAAAGACACCAUGGCUUCGUUUGCAUUGAUUAUCAGGGGAGUAUGCAGCUUUGAAGAUAAAGUUAGAAAAGCUCAGAAUGCAGGUUUCAAAGCGGCGAUUAUAUUUGACAGCGUUGAUGGUGAUCUUGUUGCAAUGGCAGGAAACUCAGCUGGAAUAAAAACUCAUGCAGUGUUUGUAUCAAAGACAUCUGGUGAAGUACUUGCCAAGUAUGUUGGUUCUAAGGAUGUGGUAGUUUGGAUAGUUCCAAGCUUUGAAAACUCGGCUUGGUCCAUAAUGGCUAUAUCUUUUAUUUCUCUACUCGCUAUGUCUGCUGUAUUGGCUACUUGUUUUUUUGUUCGAAGGCAUAGAAUAAGACGUGAAAGGCCUCGAUCUUCACAUGUUCGAGAGUUCCAUGGAAUGAGCAGUCGUUUAGUGAAGGCAAUGCCUAGCCUAAUAUUUACUGCUGUAUUGGAUGAAAGCUGCACUUCAACAACAUGUGCCAUAUGUCUUGAAGACUAUACCGUUGGAGAGAAGCUGAGAGUUCUGCCUUGUCGACAUAAAUUUCAUGCUUCAUGUGUUGAUGCAUGGCUAACAACAUGGAGAACCUUCUGUCCUGUUUGCAAACGAGACGCAAGAACGGGCACAGGUGACCCACCACCAUCGGAGAGAACACCGUUGCUCUCCUCCUCAUCCUCAAUAUCAAUACCAUCCACGUCAGCAUCCUCGUCACUUGCCUCGUCACCGGCCAUACAUAUCUAUCAGUCCUCGUCAUCAUCUCGACCACCCCAUUCUUCUUUUCCCCGAAUCCAUUCAGCCUCUGCCAUGUCAUCAUCCUCUUAUUACAGUCGUCAGCAGCAACAGCAACAGUCGAUCCAGUCUUCUCAUAGACAAACAUCUAAUUACCACCUUAGUGCUAGCCGAAGCUCAAUGGAUAUAAGGAACCACAAUGGAUCUAUUUCUUCUCAUAGGUCGCAAACUUCUCAUCUAGCUUCGUCUCCACAAUCUGUGGCUUAUUAUCCAUCGGUUUCGCCUCUUAACUCACGAUAUUUGUCUCCUUAUUAUCCGAGCCCAGUUGGAGGUUCGAGUUAUAUUGGAUCAUCUUCUAGCCGUCAACGUAACAAUACACUUCAUUAUAGCGAAUCGGCUGCUAGCCUUUCUCCCUUUGCUUCCGCCCAAUCACUUCCAGGUUGUUGAAAUCUCUCUGUUAGCACUUAAUUGUCUCAGUUGGUUUGGUUUGUUUACUUUGGUUGCGGUCGAAAAUUUGAUAGGAUUGAUAUUUGCGUGUCUUGUUCAUAUUGUAGGAUUUGUGAUGGUCAUUAUCUUAGUUUUAUCGGCUUUUGAGUGUUGAAAAUUUGUAACGGUUAUCAAUCUAGUUUUAAAGAUAAAAGGUAUCAUCAAUCAAUUUAGUACAA